Molecule: messenger RNA, 2769 nt
Organism: Xiphias gladius (swordfish)
Lineage: Eukaryota; Metazoa; Chordata; Actinopteri; Istiophoriformes; Xiphiidae
Product: pro-neuregulin-3, membrane-bound isoform
Exons: 9
Coding region: 1-2163 (720 amino acids)
Biological process (GO): nervous system development; animal organ development; intracellular signal transduction
Molecular function (GO): chemorepellent activity
Source: RefSeq, a predicted model, not a curated record
AUGAGCCAUAAAGGACGGCAGGGAAGUAUGGGCGAGUGUUCUGGGGCAGCUGUAUCUGGGGUGGUGAUCCUGGAAGAACCUGAGGGUUCAGGGGCUUCAGGGGGCCGUGGGGAGGGCCAAGCCCAGGAUCAGGGUCCCCUUCGUUGUGCCGUUUGGCCACGCCAGCAGACAUGGCUGUGUGUGGUCCCCUUACUUAUCGGUUUCAUCGGCCUUGGAUUGAGCCUGAUGUUGUUGAAAUGGAUUGUUGUGGGUACGGUGCGGGAUUACGUGCCAACGGACUUGGUGGAUGCUAAUCGAAUAGGUCAGGAUCCCAUCUUCCUCUCCAAGCCGAGCGGGAUUCCCAAAAGUCCCGAUACUACAACUACUACAAUUACUCCUACAGUUGAUGGAGGGAACCCCACGCCCAAAACUGUAACUGUUAAAGGUAGAACUCGUUCCACGGCUACAACCACUACUAUAAACCCUAGAGGGGGUGGAGCCUCGGGUAGCCAAGUAACCCCUUGGAAUCCUGUAAAUCGUAACGGACGUGGACCUUCAGGUUUUACUACAACCACUGCAGCACCAAGGACGACCUUCAUAAUUGGAGCAGCAACAUCUAGCCCCGCUCCGUCUAAUCCAACUGUACUCCAUGACUCUACGCAGAUGUGGACCCCGGAGCCUACUACUACUGAGACAGUCUCUACUACGCUCACCACGCGUACGCACAGCCACCGCAAAUCACCAUCUCCAACUGUCCCUCCGCUGCACUCGGAACAUUUCAAACCCUGCCAUGAGAGGGACCUGGCCUACUGCCUAAAUGGUGGCGAAUGCUUUGUCAUCGAGACGCUCAGUGGGCCUCACAAGCACUGCAAGUGUCGAGAAGGCUACCAGGGAAUCCGCUGCGACCAGUUUCUGCCCAAGACAGACUCCAUCCUGUCUGACCCAAAUCACUUGGGCAUCGAGUUUAUGGAGAGCAAAGAAGUGUACAAGAGACAGGUGUUGUCAAUCAUAUCCAUCGCCAUGGCCAUCAGCCUCCUGGGGACCCUGUGUAUGGCCCUCUACUGCCGCAACAAGAGGCGCAGAGAGAAGCUCCAGGCCCAUCUGAAGGAGAGUCGCAGUCUGAAGAACUACUCUGCUAAUUCCCACAAUGCCCUGGAUGCCAAGAUGAGAACCCUUAACACCAACCUGCAAAUGCAUGAGUACUGCAAACGGUCCUCCAAGUCUCGCCAGGGAAACGUUGGCGAGUCCGGCUGUGCGCACUGCAGCAUCGCCGCCACAGCGUCCAACAGCUCCAGAGGCACGGCAAAACCUCACAGAAACGGGUCCCUGUCCCACAGCCCAGAUCAGAGAACCCGGGCAGGCCAUUGGUCGGCUCCGCGCAGGACCCCGCCCCUACCCAAGGGACGGCUAAAUCCGAUUGGCGGAUCCAAGUACUCAGGCCCCGCCUACCAACACCUUCAAGAAGUAGACUCGGCUGAGAAGGAAGCUGAAGCACAAAGACGCUGCCAAACGCAGGGAGAGAACCAAUGCGACGACCCCAGACAGGACGCCCUCCUUCAUAUGCAAACUCCUGUUUCCAUGGAGACAACGUCACCAUCACCUUGGGGGGGUCGCACGGAGGAAUGUUCCGGCCUGUGCCCUCCAUCGGGGCACAGCGAUCCGAACCCCGCCACCCGGAGCCUGCGGAGGCCCGGCCGCUGUCACAGCCACUCCCCGCCUCCUCCGUUUCGCUCCUGCUCUAUCCCGAUCAUCCCCUCCGUCCAGUGUCACCCUGACAACGAGGUGUCCUGUAUGCAAACCAGUGUCACCCCGGCAACCACAGCCAAGUCCGUCACCUGCGGAGCCACGCCCUGCAAGGGCGAGAGGAGAGAGAGGGCAACGCGCGUCGAUUUGCCGCCUUCUUCCUGCUCGUCGGCCCUGGGCCAGCAGCAGGACGAGGUGGCGCUGCUGCUGGAGGAGGCGCAGGAGCAGCUCAGGGCGCUGGCGUUGGCUCACAGGAAGCAGGAGGAGGGCGGGAUCAGCAGCGGCGGAUCGACGGCUGCGCUGGUAGAGGCCAGAGAAACUGUUUGCUUCCUGAACCUUAACGGAGGAAGUGCUGGGGUGCUGGGCUCUCAUGGACCAACGCAGACCCAGUUACUCAGCCCCAGCCUAGCACACAGAGACCUGGGCCAAACCGGCCAAUGAAAGGACGCGAUUUAGAACACUUGCUUUCGGUUUGAUAGUGUUUGACGGACUGUGGUUUUCUGCAUCUGUGGGACGUGAAUGGAAAUGCCGAAUUUGAAAAAAAAAAAAAAAGUAAUAUCAUGGAAAUUCUGAAAAUGUGCUGAUGAUAUGCAUUCUGUAUGGAUACAAACAUGCAGACACUUCUCGAGGGGCCGCCUUUACACCCACUGACAGUACGGAAAAAGAGAAAAAAAUAUUUACAUGCAUUUAUUUACAAAACAAGAGAAACACUUCUACUUAGACAAAAAGAAACCAAAUAGUCUGUCAAAUUCAUGGUGUUUUUAAUUGUAAAAAGAGUAUAUAAAUAUAUAUAUAAAUAUAUAUGGAUAUAAAUAUAUGGAAUUCAAAAAGUGACCAAGUACAAAAUUGAAGAACACAGGAAUGAUGUAACUAUUUUUCUUUUCUUUUUUUUUCUUCUCCCUGUUUUGUAUAAACUCUGUCACGUCUCGGUUCUGGCUCAGUUCUAGCGGAAGAACUUCAUUAACGUCCCACCGUGCGUCCGCGAGCCAUGAGCCGGAUUCUGUGAGCCUGCACAGGAUCCAUCACGGCCGACGGGGAAGGAGCCUC